Molecule: messenger RNA, 1812 nt
Organism: Cotesia glomerata
Lineage: Eukaryota; Metazoa; Arthropoda; Insecta; Hymenoptera; Braconidae
Exons: 8
Coding region: 209-1666 (485 amino acids)
Source: RefSeq, a predicted model, not a curated record
UUAGAAGACCCUACAACGUGAAAAAUAAAAAAAAAAUUUAAUUAUGUAUAAUUUAAUUGUGGAUAAGUUUAUAGUUGGUGAUUAACUAACUAUUUAUCUGUAUAUAGAGGUUAAAAUUAGUGCUAUUUGUGUUUACAAACAUUGCGUGAAAAUCUUUUUAAUUGCGUGAAAAUCUUUUUAGUCAUUAAUUAAAAAAUAAAUUAAAAACAUGUGCACGUGUCUAUUAAAAAGAAGAAUUAUAGUAAUGACUCUGGAAAGUAUUCAUUUACCUAUUCAUGUAUCAAUAGCAAUGGAUUUCGCUAUCAUUCAAGUGGCAUCAGGAGGUAAGAAGGUUGUCCAGCUCCAAAACAUCUUUCUGAUCGAUGAUGAUAACAAAUACACAAUCCGUGGAACAAAGGAUUUGAUCAAACAAGCUGAUAAUGGCCGCAGUAAAACUCUCCGUGUUUCAAUCAACAAGAAAUUGAUAGCUUGUACUGUUAUAGAAAUAAGUGAUGACAAAGAUUAUUUGUCAAGCAAAAUAAAAAGUCCAAUGCUUGGCCGUGGAAAAAGAUUGAAACCAGUUAAGAGGCUCAACUUCUCGCCUGGAAUGACGAAAGAUAAUCCAGUACCAUCAAGGAAGGUUCUUUCAAAUCGAGAAACGAACCAGGCUAUUGCUCAAAAGAAAAAAAUUAAAAUCGUACAAUCUAAAAAUGUGUCCCAAAGAGAAAGAGUUAUCAUUGAGAGGAUGAGAAAGAAAUUGAAAGAAAAUGUACAAACAACUGAGGUUGAACCUGAUCCUGUUGAACCCAAUCCUGGUGAACCUAAUCCUGUUGAACCCAACCCUGUUAAACCUAUUCAUAAUGAACCCGGUACUUUUACGUCUAUUACAAGCAUUGGAUUACCAGCAGAUGAUGCUUUAUCUAGUGGAACAUCGGGAAAUUCGAAUCAAGAGGAGAAAAAUGAUAUUCUAAUUGAAAAAAAUUCAAACGGUAAGGAUGUAGCGGUCAAUAAUGCGGAAUUGAUGAAACAACUAGAAAAAUUGCGAAGAGAAAAUAACCUACUGCUCCAAAAAUCAAGAAACCUGAAACGCCAAUCACAGGUGACACGAGCGAAUCAUUCAGAGCAACGACAACAUGAUCAGCAGGAAAAUGACCCACGACAAAAUGAACAAAAUGCAGAAAAAGAUGCCCAGGAUUUUCCACGUGUUGAUGAAAAUUACCAGAUCUCAGUACUGGAUGGAAUAGCUAUUGACUAUGAAGCUUACUUAAAAGCUGCACAGGCCAAAACAAUGCGACGACGAGCAAAUUUGAUUAUCGACGCUUUAUGGUCUGUGGAAGAGCAAGUUACAAGAUAUGUGAGUGACAAGUUAUACGAAGGCCAAAAAAAAGUUACUCCGCAAGAAUACAAUAACAUCAUAAAAAUUAUUGAAAAACUACAACGCCACAAAAAACUACGCUUGGAUGGAGAGAAUAAUCCUAUUGCUAAUAUCCGUCGAUGGGUGGGAGACAGACUAAAAGCAACUAAAAGUGCCAAUCCAGAUGUGAUGAAUCGAUUCUUAGUCUUUCAAGAAAUUGAAGAAGCUGAAAUUAUUGAUAGCGACCUAGAAGACGACGAAAAAGAGAAUGAGGAAGAUGACUUGAUAGAGUUGUUGAGUGAUUCUGAUGCCGAGUCUAUUAUACGACAGUGAUCAGGAGUAAACCUUGCAAUAAUGUCUCACUUUAUUAUUAUUUAUUAAUUAAAUUAAAACAUGUUUCAAUUUUUCAAUUCUUACAAAUUAUUGACUCAAUCAAAUUAAAACAUGUUUUCGUUUUUUAAUUUGAACUAAAUUGUUGA